AUGAACCACCUCCGCAACUCGACAUUCGGGAAGCGUUUGCGUGCAGCCCAACAACAGGAAGAAGAAAAUCCGACUCCAGAAUCAGACGACACACGAGAAUAUGGCGACCGCUUCAUUCCAACCCGCGACCGAGGAGACAUGAGGACUUCUUACAACCUCAAGGACGAUUCAACACCAUCAACGCCAUCGAAAAAGUCGAGAAUUAUCCCUUCAGAGUCGGAUGCACUCAAAGAGCAAGCGAAUGCCUUGUUCAACUCGAUAUUACACACAGAAGUGACUCCCGCGGACCCACCCUCCCCUCCUCGCCCACCGCCACCAAUCGCUGCCGCACCUUCUACACCAACUCGACGCCGUCUAUUUGUCUACAAUUCCCCUUCCGCUUCAGCACCAUCAACCCCAACACGACGACUCGAUACCACAGCCGAUUCUGCUUACUCAAUGAGCCCAACACCAUAUCGCGUUCUCGAUGCCCCAGAAUUGGCUGAAGACUUCUACCUCAACCUUGUGGAUUGGUCGAGUACAAAUGUUUUGGGGGUUGGUCUCGGAAGCUGUGUGUAUCUCUGGACAGCCCACAAUGCCGCCGUUAACCGACUAUGCGAUCUUUCCGACACCAACGAUUCGAUAAGCUCCGUAUCAUGGGUUCAAAAGGGCUCAACACUGGCUGUUGGUACGCUUUCUGGGCGACUACAUGUCUACGAUGCGAAUCGAAUAACAUUACUACGCACCUAUACCCAAGCUCACACACAACGUAUCGGAGCCAUCGCUUGGAAUGCCCAUGUUUUGUCUUCUGGCUCGCGUGAUAGGAUAAUACACCAUCGUGACGUUCGCGAGUCGGCUACUCGUCCAUUCAAGCGUUCAGCAGGCCACCGUCAAGAAGUCUGUGGUCUGAAAUGGAGUGGGGAUGGUGGUGUCGGGGCCGCUAAUCUUGCUAGCGGAGGCAACGACAACAAAGUAUGCAUAUGGGAUCUUCGUGGCUCGAAGCGGAGCAAUAGUGCUUCCCGGGCAACAACCGUACCAGAGCCAGACGAUGGAGACACGCCUCUCUGGAAAUUUCAUGAACACACUGCCGCCGUUAAAGCUCUUGCUUGGGACCCCCACAUAUCUGGUGUGCUUGCAACUGGUGGGGGCACUCAAGACAAGCACAUUCGAUUUUGGAACACCAUCAGUGGGGCAAUGUUGAAUGAGCUCGACACCGGUAGCCAAGUGUGCAACUUGAUAUGGUCCUUGACCUCCCACGAACUCGUAUCAACCCACGGAUUCUCAUCAACAACAGCGCAGAACCAGAUAUGCAUUUGGAAGUAUCCAACACUCAACAUGGUCGCGUCACUCACCGGCCACACCAACCGAGUGUUGUACCUUGCCAUGAGUCCUGAUGGGGAGACCAUCGUCACAGGUGCUGGAGACGAAACUUUGCGGUUCUGGAAUGCGUUUCCGAAGCGCGAGUCACAUUUUUGUCACACACAUCCUUUUCCUUCGAUUUUAUCUUCCAUGGCUGCUCUCGAUCCAGAGGAUGUCCCGACCAUGCAACGAGCGGUCCGGCAAAUUGAGUUCUACUUUGCGGACAGCAAUCUCCCCUACGACAAGUUUAUGUGGACCCUGCAUUCGAAAACCCCCGAGCAUUGGGUAUCGCUUGCGACCGUCGCAUCGUUCAAAAGAAUGAGGGAAUUCACGCCCCUUGGAGUUGAGUGGGUCGCCCGGGCACUUCGUGAACAGAGCACACAACUGGAAGUUGAUGCUGAUGGCACCAAUGUGCGCCGCAAAACGGAAGUGCAGGAGCCCAAAGACCAGUUCGAGCGCAGUGUCUACGCUAAAGGGUUCCCGGAAGAAAAUGACACCCUCCAGGCACGUCUAGAGGCAUUUUUUGAGCAAUAUGGGCCCACGAACGCAGUUCGCAUGCGGCGAGAUCAAGAUAAAAAAUUCAAACUGUCCGUUUUUGCAGAGUUCUCUUCCAUGGACACCUGUACCGCGUUUCUUUCCGCUGACCCGCCCCCAACCUUCGAAGGCACUCCCCUGCUCGUCAUGUCCAAGGAGGCCUACUGCCAGAUGAAGAUUAAAGAGAAGGGCUUGACAGGCAAGGCAGCCGACAGUCGCCGAAAUCUUUACACCCCUGGCCGGAAAUUCGACGCGUUCCGUGACGCCGCCUCGAAAAUGGAUGUGGACACAAAACCGGCCGCGGAAACGGCCACAGCCCCGCAGCAAGUUUUCCUUGAGUUUAUGGGGUCGACGAUUGCGAUCCACCGCAACGAGGAGGGCGUGGGGGCGGUCAACGAUGCGGAUGUGCCGUUUGUCAAAGGCGCUACGCUGCGGUUUGACGGGGCUGAGGAGGGCGGAAAAGUCAUGUUUACUGACAUCAAGCUGCCGCUGAAGGAAAAGUUCGGUCGACCACCGUUCAUCAAAUACACGACCGGAGCGUCGUUUGGUCUUGUUGGGUUCCACAAGGCGUUGACUGAGGACGAUAUCAAGUUCGUCAAGGAGGCGAUACCGAAACUGGGCAACAACGAGAUUACUUGGACAGUCGCGGGAGAGGAAGAAGAAAAGGAGUUCCAAUUGGAGCGAGCGCAGAGUGCAGCCCGGAUGGCGUGGGAGCAGGCUAGUGGGAUGGGAAAAGAAAAAGGUGGCCGAGGUGGCCGGGGCGGGAGGGGAGGGGGUCGCGGCGGGAGGGACAGUGGAGGCAGGGGAGGGCGAGGUCGUGGUCGUGGCCGAGGUGGCCGAAGGGAAGGUGGCCGAGAUGCCCGUCCUGCUGAAGACGUCCGCGCAACAGAAAACACCGGCGCAGAAGACGCGCCAACAGGGGAGAAGAGAAAACGGGCAGUUGAACCGGAUGGCGGCCCGGAUGUCGGCGUUCGUGGGAAGGCUGCCCCGCCCACCAUUGCCAGCGUAAAAAAAGCAAAGACGGAAGAGUAA
Messenger RNA from Mycena indigotica, 2904 nucleotides. Its product is annotated as WD-REPEATS-REGION domain-containing protein. The transcript is spliced from 12 exons. Bases 1 to 2904 code for a protein of 967 amino acids. Gene Ontology annotation, molecular function: ubiquitin ligase activator activity; RNA binding; anaphase-promoting complex binding. Gene Ontology annotation, cellular component: anaphase-promoting complex; nucleus; ribonucleoprotein complex. The record is from RefSeq and is a predicted model, not a curated record. Lineage: Eukaryota; Fungi; Basidiomycota; Agaricomycetes; Agaricales; Mycenaceae. Gene Ontology annotation, biological process: anaphase-promoting complex-dependent catabolic process; positive regulation of ubiquitin protein ligase activity; positive regulation of anaphase-promoting complex-dependent catabolic process.